Messenger RNA from Eruca vesicaria subsp. sativa (arugula), 1633 nucleotides. The record is from the annotation of a GenBank genome assembly. NCBI's taxonomy places the organism in Eukaryota, Viridiplantae, Streptophyta, Magnoliopsida, Brassicales, Brassicaceae.
UGAGAAGAACAAAGUGUUGUCACCUCCAAUGGCCUCCAUUUUUAAUCACACUCGAGAGCUGCAACAAUCUCUUGGACAUUAUGUUAGAUGUCAAAGUUACUUUCUACUCCCCGGGGAACGUAGUUUGUCUGAUGGUUUCAGAGGUUUCUUAUACUUUCUCGGUCUUGCAUACUGUUUCAUCGGCUUGUCAGCGAUCACCGCAAGGUUCUUUAAAUCCAUGGAGAAUGUCGUUAAACAUUCGCGUAAAGUGGUUUCAAUGGAUCCAGUUACCAAAGCUCAAGUCAUCACGUACAAGAAAGUUUGGAACUUCACUAUCGCAGACAUCAGUUUGUUGGCGUUUGGGACUAGCUUUCCUCAGAUUUCUUUGGCUACCAUUGAUGCAUUUCGGAACAUGGGGGAGCGUUAUGCUGGAGGUCUUGGUCCUGGAACACUUGUUGGCUCUGCUGCAUUUGAUCUUUUCCCAAUCCACGCUGUUUGUGUCGUGAUGCCUAAAGCUGGGGAAUUGAAAAAGAUAUCCGACUUGGGCGUUUGGCUUGUCGAGCUUGUUUGGUCUUUUUGGGCUUACAUUUGGCUCUACAUUAUCCUCGAGGUUUGGUCACCAAAUGUAAUUACUCUUGUGGAGGCAUUAUUAACAGUAGUUCAGUACGGUUUACUUCUAGUUCACGCGUAUGCGCAAGACAAGAGAUGGCCUUACUUGUCUUUACCCAUGUCAAGAGGUGAUAGGCCAGAGGAGUGGGUUCCAGAGGAGGAGAUUGAUACAUCCAAAGAUGACAAUGACGUGUAUUCAGAUGCAGCUCAACGAGCUGUUGAGAUGGGAAACAGAAACAUUGUUGAUAUCUUCUCUAUUCAUUCAGCUAACAACAAUGAUUCAGGGAUCACUUAUCAUACAGUGGCAGAUACUCCAGCAGGAUCUUCCACUAAGAGGGGUAAGGCCAAGAAUGCUACUUUUUUCUACAUUUGGAAAAGUCAAUUCGUGGAUGCAAUCACUUUGGAAACAUCGGAAUCAAAGAAAGUUGAUAGCAUUUACCUCCGAAUCGCGAAAUCUGUGUGGCAAUUACUCCUUGCUCCUUGGAAAAUACUUUUUGCAUUUGUUCCUCCUUGCAACAUUGCUCACGGUUGGAUCGCUUUUAUCUGUUCACUUCUUUUCAUCAGCGGAGUAGCCUUUGUCCUCACAAGACUUACCGACCUUAUAAGCUGUGUCACUGGUAUAAACCCAUAUGUGAUAGCAUUCACAGCACUCGCAGGUGGAACUUCAUGGCCAGAUUUAGUAGCAAGCAAAAUUGCUGCAGAGCGGCAACUCACUGCAGAUUCAGCUAUAGCAAACAUCACCUGCAGUAACUCGGUGAACAUAUAUGUGGGGAUUGGAGUUCCAUGGCUGAUAAACACAGCAUACAACUACUUUGCAUACAGAGAGCCUCUAUACAUAGAAAACGCGAAAGGACUAAGCUUCUCUCUGCUGAUAUUCUUUGCGACAUCAGUUGGAUGCAUAGCGGUGCUUGUGUUGAGAAGGUUGAUUAUAGGAGCUGAGCUUGGUGGUCCAAGGCUGUGGGCUUGGCUUACUUCUGCUUAUUUCAUGAUGCUUUGGGUCGUCUUUGUUGUUCUGUCUUCUUUGAAAGUUUCAGGCAUCAUAUAG